Messenger RNA from Pochonia chlamydosporia 170, 1824 nucleotides. Its product is annotated as R3H domain-containing protein. The record is from RefSeq and is a predicted model, not a curated record. Bases 1 to 1824 code for a protein of 607 amino acids. The transcript has 4 exons. Gene Ontology annotation, cellular component: cytoplasm; nucleus. Gene Ontology annotation, molecular function: mRNA binding. Lineage: Eukaryota; Fungi; Ascomycota; Sordariomycetes; Hypocreales; Clavicipitaceae.
AUGAGUCAACAACCUCACGACAUGGGUUAUCUUGAUUACACAGCUCCCCCCAGCCGGUCACCGACGUCCUCCCGACAAAACUAUGGAGCUAGCUUUGCUUCAGGUCUGACCUUGCCUCGACAGUCUCAACGGCAGUUUGAGGUACCCCUUGGCUCCUCGGCUCUGUACCCCUCCGACAGAAUAAGCAGCGGAUACAACCCCAGAGUCAUGGACAACAUGCCUGGUCCUGGUGCAAUGCCCGGUGGCUACAUGUUGGAUAAUGGCCACCCCUGGAGCUACAAUACGGUUGGCGUUGCCACGGUCAAUGGGGCUGUGAACGGACCUAAUCGCCAACGAAGUGUGAACCGACGAGCAGCACUGCCUCAAAAUUGGACUGAUCAAGGCGCCAUGAACAUGCCCAAUAACGGCCUCGCGCCCUUUCCCGGUGGCCUCAACGGAAGCCAAUUGGCCAAUGGUGGCCUUCGUGUUGACCACGGCCAAUCUCACACAUCUCCAGAUCUUCGCUCAACCACAUCCGACGGGGAACAGCUCAUUCCCACCGCAAUCGUGAUAAAGAACAUUCCCUUUGCCGUUCGUAAGGAGACGCUGGCUUCCAUCAUGCUUGAAAUGAAUCUUCCCCAGCCAUAUGCAUUCAACUACCACUUUGACAACGGUGUGUUUCGCGGAUUAGCUUUUGCUAACUUCCAAUCGGCCGAGGACACGAGAGUGGUCAUCGAGGCCAUGAACGGCAUGGAUGUUCACGGGCGAAAGCUUCGGGUUGAAUACAAGAAGAUGUUGCCAGAGGCCGAGCGAGAGCGGAUUGAAAGGGAAAAGAGAGAAAGGCGCGGUCAACUCGAGGAGCAACAUCGUGCCCCUAUGCUACACCAACAGAGCUCUAUCCAGUCAUUGGGUGGCAUGUCGCAGACUCAACAGCGGGCGCCGUCAUCUCAUUUGGGAGAUGUCGAUUUGAACGAUCCUCAGUGCCUCGAGUUUUACACGGAGCUUGUGAUGUUCAAGCGAGACGAUAGUCGUGAGAUUAUGGUCUUCUCCCCUGAGAUUAGCCCCGAGCAUCGACGAUCCAUCCACAUCUUGGCGCACCACAUGGGAUUGGAGCACCAGUCAAUCGGUGAAGCUGACUCCCGCCAGAUUACGGUUUUGAAACGACAGCAGCCGUCUCCGACCGCCAAUAUACAGAAUGUUCCUGCCAAUAGCCUCGAUGUGCAUAAGCGUGGCCUGAGUCGCGCAGCCACAUUUGACUUUGCCGCAGAUAGGGAAUCUCGAGCUGCGAGCAACAAUUAUUCCCAUGUCAUGGGUCGUCAGGGGCCGACACUUGAGCUCCCUGGCAGCCCAGACGGCAGCGGAGUUCCCAACAAUCUGCGAGCAGCCAAAAGCUUUGCUGAUCUUCGUUCCUUCACGCCUAGCCCUUCCCAGGCUUCGUCAAGUUACCUUGCCCCUGGCGGUGGUAUGAGCACCAUGGCUCCCGCCUCAACUGCUCGAUUUGGCGAAUACCAGACCAGCCACACUGGCAAUCCAGGAACUCCUGGACCCAAGGGUGACGGGCUCAUCGCCGGAUUGAGUGGACUGUCGCUCAGCCCCUAUGAUUCGAACCCGUUGCAAUCACAGGGUCGAAAUGCGCCUGGGGCUAUCGGCAGUCAGAGACCUGGUGCCAACAACAAUCAUAACAAGGGUGCCCCCGAGAGACAGCCGCGUGGACCUGAGUGGGAAUCCACCGGCGGAUUUGGUGGGCGCGGUCGGUCCAACGGACACAUGCAAAGAGGUAGCGAUUCUUCGGACAGUGGUGCCCGUGUAGCCGCCAAUCCGAGCGGCGCCUCCAGGUAUCACUAA